Bathycoccus prasinos is the source of this 1707-nucleotide messenger RNA. RefSeq lists its product with no specific name. The record is from RefSeq and is a predicted model, not a curated record. Lineage: Eukaryota; Viridiplantae; Chlorophyta; Mamiellophyceae; Mamiellales; Bathycoccaceae. The coding region runs from base 1 to 1707 and encodes 568 amino acids. The transcript has a single exon.
AUGUUGAACGUAAACGUCGAGAGAAGGCGACGAAGACGACGUAAACGACGAAGAGCGAAAGAAGAAGAAGAAGAGGAGGAAGGAUUUUUCGUGUACAGGAGAGACCCGUGGACGAAAGAGAGGGUGAAAGUGAACGAGGACGGAGAGGAGAUCGAGAGGAGUUGUUCUUCUGAAUCCUCGGAGUCAGAUUCCGAAGCACAUCGUCCCCGUUCUUCUUCUUUUUCUUUUUCUUCUUCUUCGUCGUCGUCGUCCGAGGAGGAGGAUGAGGAUGACGAUGCCGACGUCUCGGGCGGCGAAGAAUAUUGCGAAGAUGAAGAAGAAGACAAAGAACAAAACGAAACGCUUUCAAUCGAUGAGGACGACAUUGCUUUACUCGCGGUGCAUCCUUCGACAGGGGCGAAUACUAAUACUAAUACUAAUAAUAGGAGUGUUAUCGAAGACCCGAGAAACUACUGUUUGUUUCGGUUCCGUUGGUGUUGGAAGUUUGAUUCGUUGUCUUGGUGGGUGGCCAUGUGUUUCUUAUUCGCCGCUUUGUUUUGCGUCGUCGGUUCCGCGUGUUCGUGUUUUCGCCGGGUGACGAGAAACCCAGAGAUGUACGUGAGAGCUGAACUGGUUCCGUAUUUAAUCGGCGGCUUUUUCUUCUUUUUUGCGAGCGCGUUAACGCUGUGGGCGUCCUACCGAGCAAAGAGGAAGUACUCGAGAGCGAAAAAUAAGCGACGCGUGAAAUUCGGGGGUGAUGCAAGAUUGAGAGAGCAAAUACGAGAUGAGAACGAUUUGAACGUGGUUUUGUUUGAACAACGAACACGCGAGAUGGAACCGAGCAGACAGAUGUGGUUGAGAGAAAAUAACGACGAGUGGAUUAAACGAACGAGAAAGUUAGAAUUGAUUGGAGCGCUGUUGACGUUAAUCGGAAGCGGUUUGUUCGUCGCCGAAAUCAUAGCGACGAUGGUGAUUGCAGAUUCCGCGCACUGGGUUACCGUUCCAAUACACGCGAAUACGAACAGUACGCAUCACGGUCACUGGUGGUAUCACACGCACUUUGAUUCCUCGGAAGAUCGAAAGCAGUUCGUGCAAAUGUCCACCGUAGUCGAAGUGCGAACUGGGCACUGCGGUGCGUUAGCUUAUCUCUUCGGCUCGUGGUUUUAUUGGUGCGCGAGUAAACGCCAGUGGGUGUGGAAUCCUUUUCUGUUACCAAACGGCGCGCACGAAAAAAUUUCAUUUUAUUCCUUAAUCGGAUCGUGGUUGUUUUUAAUCGGGGCGAUAAUGACACCGCCAGCGUCAACGUUUGCAGUGGCGAAUAGCAUGGCGAGCGGCGCGCCUUCUACUUCUUCGACGACGCAUAACGAAACCGUGUCCUCAUCGAUGGUAUCGAUGGUAUUAGAAAGACUCUACGAUGAGAUGGCGAACAAUAAUCAUACGACGACGCCGAAUAGCAGCGGUAACGCAUCGAGCUCGCCGUAUGGCAAUGACUUUCCAACAAACCACGAUAUCAAAGCAGAUCACGCGCGUUUUGUAAAAGGUGCGUUGUGGUUGUUUGUUGGCUACGUCAUGGGCAGCGUUUGUUAUUGCGUGCAAGCGCUUUUGAUGAUUCACACCAUCGCGCUCGCGGAGCAAAGGAAACAGGCGCACGCGAACUCGUCGCAUUCCCAACAUUUGCGAUCACAUUUGCGACGUUCGCACAGUCACCGCCGAAAUACUGCGGUUUAG